Messenger RNA from Pseudoliparis swirei, 3275 nucleotides. It is a transcript of the gene gnpat, whose product is annotated as glyceronephosphate O-acyltransferase. The record is from RefSeq and is a predicted model, not a curated record. Lineage: Eukaryota; Metazoa; Chordata; Actinopteri; Perciformes; Liparidae. The transcript has 18 exons. The coding region runs from base 113 to 2227 and encodes 704 amino acids. Gene Ontology annotation, biological process: ether lipid biosynthetic process. Gene Ontology annotation, cellular component: mitochondrial membrane; peroxisomal membrane. Gene Ontology annotation, molecular function: glycerone-phosphate O-acyltransferase activity.
UGAAGUUAUCCUGUUCAACAACUAAAACAUAUUAAGAGGCGGGAACCGCACAAACACCCCUGGACGCAUGAGUUCACGGGUCGCAGCGUGUGUUUGUAAAUAGUGGCAAAGAAUGGCAUCCGGCGAUAUUUAUUCGAAGGAAAGCCCCGACUGGGAUAUGAACCCACAGACCUUUGGCUUUGAGGCGACAGUGCUAGCCACUACACCACCAUACAGCCAUCAAAGAGACCCUAUGCUGAAGAAGAGAGAUGACUUUGAGGACAUUUUGGAGGAGAGGAGGAACUCCAGCGACUUGAGAUACGCCCUCAGGUGCUACACUCCGCUCCUGUAUCAAGGCAUGCCGCCCUGUAAAUCCAGCAUGCUGAAGAACAUGGUGCUGCAGUCGGAUACGCUGAACUAUGUCAUCAGUCAGGUUUCCAAAGACACGGGCAGGAGGACCGAUGACGUCCAGCUGGAGGCGUCCGCCAUCUUGGAGGAAAUGGCUCACAGUCUGCAGCUCAGCACCAUUCGCUUCUUUGCCUUCACACUCUGCAAGGUCUUCAAAUCCUUGUUCAGGAGCAUCAACGUGAACGAAGAGGGCAUCCAGAGGCUCCAGCAGGCCAUCCAGGAGCACCCGGUGGUCCUGUUGCCGAGCCACCGCAGCUACAUGGACUUCCUGCUGAUGUCGUACCUCCUGUACACCUACGACCUGACUCUGCCCGUCAUCGCUGCCGGCAUGGACUUCAUGGGGAUGAAAUUUGUUGGUGAGAUGCUGCGGAUGUCUGGAGCGUUCUUCAUCCGGAGAUCGUUUGGUGGGGACCAGCUGUACUGGGCGGUCUUCUCGGAGUACGUCAAGACCAUGCUGAAGAAUGGCUUUGCACCGGUUGAAUUUUUCCUCGAGGGCACCAGAAGCCGGACGUCCAAGUCUUUGACUCCAAAGUUGGGUCUGUUGAAUAUCGCCAUGGAUCCGUUCCUUAAAGGCGAGGUGUACGACGUGAGCGUGGUCCCAGUCAGCAUCAGCUACGAGAGGAUCUUAGAGGAGACGCUUUAUGCCAGAGAGCUGUUGGGUAUUCCCAAACCCAAGGAGUCCACUUCAGGUCUGUUCAAAGCCAGAAAGAUCCUCAGUGAAGACUACGGCAGUAUCCACGUGUACUUUGGUCAACCUAUGUCUGUGAGGCGUUUAGCUGAGGGCCGAGUGAACCGCCGCCAGUUCAACCUGGUGCCGAGACACAUCCCGGGGAAGCCCGGCGAGGACGUCCACAGCUUUGUGAACGACUCGGCCUACAUGCUGGUGCGGGCCCAGGAGGAGAACAUGGUCCUGAAGCCGUGGGUCCUUCUGGCCUCGCUGCUGCUCCAGAACCAGGCGGCGGGGCAGAACCGGGGGCUAGCGCUGGACCAGCUGACCGCACAGGCCGUGUGGCUCAGGGACCUCUCCCGGCAGUACGGGGCCUUCCUCCACUGGCCCGACCAAGUGAGUCCAUCAGAAGUCGUUUCCGCCAGUCUCUCCCUGCACCGAGGUCUGGUGAGGAUCUCCGAGGGGAAGGUCCAGCUGGCAGUGGAACAAGGACCCGAGGAGCCUCACAGCGCCGCCGCCCUGGAGGAGAAGCUCUUGAGCAAGGCGGUGGUCGUCCUCUCCUGCGCCUCCUACAGGAACCAGGCGCUGCACGUCUUCCUCCGGCCGGCGCUGCUGGCCUCAGCCAUCCACGCCGCUUCCUCCACCCAGAAACAGGUGGUCUUCAACAGUUUCAGCUUCCUCAGAGACGUGUUCUCCAAUGAGUUCAUCCUCUGUCCUGGAGCUACAGUGCAGGACUUUGAGGAGGCCAGUUACCUGCUGGUGAAGACCGGAGCGCUGCAGGUGUCCCAGCAGGAGGUGGCGGUGACUGAAGGAGGACACCGAACACUGGCCUUCCUCGUCGCGAUGCUGGAGCCCUUCUUACGAGGAUACCAGGUGGUUUGCCGGUUUCUGUGUGAGGAGGCCACUGAGACUCUGACAGAAAAACAGUUUAUUCCUGCUGUCCGGAAAUUCAUCAUCAAACAUCUUCUCGCAGGUGGACUCAGGCAUGUGGAAGUGCUGUCAUCUGACCUUCAGAAAAACUCUCUGGCUGCUCUGCUCAGACUUGGAGCUGUACAGAAAAUCAAAGGCGAGGCUCCGGGGACGUUGAAGGUCAACACGGUGAUGGUGAACUCGUUGGAAGACGCUCUAGGAGGAAAACGGCUCCCCGAGAACGCCGUCGUCGCUCGCCUCUGAUUCGGCGACCUCGUGAUCCAAAAGGAGAUUGAGGAGUGCCGGUUAUUCCUUUACCUGCAUCCAGCGGCGUCUCGGCUCUUUCCUCCGCCUGGUCGGCCCGCUGCAGCCAAACUAAAUAAUUGCUAUCUGGUGGUAGUUUAAUUUGUUUUCUAAUUUCACCAUCUCCUCUUCCCCUAAUCUUUCAAUGAACAAAAAAGCUUUCAUACGUGUGCAUAAAGCCAGAUGGGGAGUCCGGCCUGCGGAGGUUUAUCGGCCGGCACUUUGCACCAUUUAGACAAACGGACCGUUUGCUGUGAGCCGCCUGGCGAACGCUUCUGAAUGUGCCAACUCCACUCAGUGCACUUGAUGAGCGUCCUCUAGCGCUCGGCGGGGCUUUUCUUUUUCGUUAUUCUUUUUUUCGUGUCUGAUUACUCGCCGUUAGACUUGUCUCUUUUAUUCUGAGCACUUUAAUGAUUUUACUCGUGCACUGCGGCGUGGACCUGUGUCAUAACACGCCUUCGACGCAGCGCUUUCGCUCUUUUCUUUUGUGGAACAAAAGUUCCUUCGAAUUGGUGCAUUUGAAGACUUGGUUGGUUACAUGCUUUAUCUUUUGGUUAAAACACCUUUUCUUUUGCACCGGUUGAAUAUAUUUGACUUGCCUACUUUGAGAACAGCUUGUUCGAGGUGUCGUUGUUGGAUUCAAAGCCGCCCGACACACACGGCUUCAUUCGUCUGUGCAGUGGAGAGCGGUACGCCGGACUCCAGGGGUGCAUAGUUGCCAAACUCCAUGUGAAAUAGCAGUUAGUUAUUCAACUCACUCACAGCGACACCAAAGGAACACGUUUGAUGUUUUGGUUCAAUGUUGCAGAUUAUUUAUAUAUUUUCUCAAGGCUAAAAUGGAAUAGAAUAUAAACUUUAUUUAUAUUCAAAGCGAUACACACUUGACGUGGUUUUGUUACAGGGAAGGGAAGAAAGCCAAAAUACAGUCACAUAUGAGGCGUAGCUGAAAGACUCUGAGGAACAAUGCUCAGAAAACGCCCCUGAAGGGGCGGGGCUUCUUCUAACAGAA